AUGGCAAUCGAGAAAAGGCGAGGAAAACAGCGAGAAAAAAGGGAAAAAGAAAACAAUUUAGACGAAGUAAAAUUACUGUUUCUCAUUUCAGCUAUCUGUAGAGGAAGGUCUGAUUCAACAGCUUGUUCUAAAUAUUUUCCCUACUCACAUAUUGUACUGGCUGAUAAAACAACAGUAAAUCGGAGCGUGGGAAAGUGUAUUCGACCUGAUGUAUGUGAAUGUAAACAAGUUGGGUUUUAUUCAGCUGGUUCAUUUUGUGAUAUCUGUUCUCCCAUAAAUAAUUGUGAUCUAGAAUAUUGUACAACUAAAACUGAUCAGAAAUGCCGGAAAUGCGAAGGAUUAGUACAAGAUAGGCCGGGAUAUAGAGCUUAUAUUCUAUCGGCGGAUAAAAGAUCGUGUGAAAAGGCCUGUUCAUGGAGACCAGACAGUAGAUGUUAUCCUGGUACAUGUCGAGAUGAGCUGUUUUCAAAUUGUGGUUGUAAAGAUGGGUUUACUGGUAGCUAUUGUCAGAGAAUUACUGCUAUCCCUGAUAUUUUAUACAAUCAAGUAACUUUAACUGCUGAUAAUGGUGAAACUGUUGAUGCUCCUGGUGAUUUUGGAUCUGGUUCUCCACAACCACUGACAUGGACUAAUAUAAUGAAACCCAAAGAUCUAUAUUACUCUUUUCGAUCAAAUUACUAUAAACCAAGUCCUACCCGUCCACCAUUUGUGGUCGAUUAUAAAGUUGGUAUUAUUGAUGGAAGGAUUCGUUUCACAAAGUAUGGCCGAAAUGGGGUUCAAACACAAACCACCAGUUGUUCCACCAUCAGUAAAGAUAAUCCCAAUCAAGGUAUAUUUGAUUGUACUAAAACCAUACAACCUACAUUCUCGGUUCCCUUCCAGCAUCUAGAACGACUGUCUUUCAAAAUAACAACAAGUAUUGGGGGAUUUGUAAAGAUAAAAGAUUUAGAAAGAAAUGUAUACAACACCUACUACUACACACCAAACUCACUGUCACGUGAAUAUGAGAUUAAAUUUGACAAUGUACCACCAUAUCAUUGUCAAACUGUCAACAAUUGUAACAAAACCAUGUUAACUGAUAUCGAUAUCUUAAAGAAGGCAGAGAAUACGGUUUAUUGGGACCACUGGGUUGAUGAUGAUUCUGGUAUAGCUAUAUAUGAACUAGAAAUAUUCAGCUUGAAGUCGGUAGGAAAUGAACUAAUGAUAGACAAACGGACAUUCAACACAAAAACUACAUUGAAAAAUCAGCGAUUUAACGUUCCACUACCAGGUGUGUAUUCAGUUAUACUUGCUGUAGUAGAUAAAGCUGGUAAUGUGAGACUUACCAGACGAUGUUUGAUAUUUGAAGAUAAAAACCACGUAUCAACUGUCCAGAAUACAAAUUUAACACCCACAUCAGCCCUACCCUCUACUAACUAUACCUGGCAACAAAAGCAUGGUCCUGUUACUAUUGACUGGGAAAAUAGAUAUGUUAAUACGAAACAUCAUAAUGGUAAAUAUCUAGCUGGGAUCCAGGAUUAUCAUGGUCUAGUCUCAGAAUAUGAUGAUCAUUAUGGUACAAGGACAACCAAACCCAUUGAUAAUUUUCAAGUAAGUGCCAAUUUUUGUAAGGCUCAUAUUUAG
Lottia gigantea (owl limpet) is the source of this 1623-nucleotide messenger RNA. RefSeq lists its product as hypothetical. Bases 1 to 1623 code for a protein of 540 amino acids. The record is from RefSeq and is a predicted model, not a curated record. The transcript has 10 exons. Lineage: Eukaryota; Metazoa; Mollusca; Gastropoda; Lottiidae.